AUGAGUAACGCCGGAGGUCUGCAGGACGAUGUCCUGGCCAAGGCCCACGUUCCCGCGGCCGCCGCCCAGGGCACUGAAAAGGAGAUUCGCGGCUCUUUCGACGUUACUGCUGCCGCUGCCCCCUCUGCCGCUGACGACCAGUACUACGACUCCAAGUCCGACGACGAGUACCCGGACAAGCCUACGGAAGAGGAGCUCAACACCCUCCGCCGUGUCUCGGGCCCCAUCCACUGGGGUAUCUACACCAUUGCCUUUGCUGAGCUUUGCGAGCGUUUCUCCUACUAUGGCUCCUCCGUCCUCUACACCAACUUCGUCAUGCGCCCCCUUCCGGAGGGCUCGACGACUGGUGCUACCUACGGCCGCGACGUUCCUGCCGGUGCGCUGGGUAUGGGCCAAAGAGCCUCCCAGGGUAUUUCUUUGGUGAACCAGUUCUGGGCUUACCUGGUCCCCCUCUUCGGUGGCUGGCUGGCCGACUCUAAGCUUGGUCGCUACAAGGUCAUUCACAUCGCCAUUGCUGUCUCGACCAUUGCCCACAUCAUUCUCGUCAUUUCCGCCGCCCCUAGCGUCCUCUCCCAGGGCAAGGUCGCCUUUGCCCCCUUCUUCAUCGGUCUCUUCACACUGUGCUGCGGUACCGGUCUCUUCAAGGCCAACAUCUCUCCCCUGCUUGCUGAGCAGAACAAGGACACCCGCAUGCGCGUCGAGGUCCAGAAGGGCGAGCGCGUCAUCGUUGACCCCGCCGUCACCAACAGCCGUAUCUUCCUGUGGUUCUACUUCGCCAUCAACUGUGGUGCUGUCAGUGGCCAGAUCUCCAUGGUCUUCGUCGAGAAGUACCACAGCUUCUGGCUGGCAUUCCUUCUGCCCACCAUCCUCUUCAUCAUCUGCCCUGUCGUCCUCUUCAUGAACAAGAAGAACUACCACCUCACUCCCCCCACCGGCUCCGUUCUCGAGAAGUUCUUCCAGAUGUCCGGUUUCGCUGCCAAGCGCUCCGGUGGUAUCACCAAGCUGAACUGGGAGAACGCCAAGCCCAGCAACGUCCCCGUUGCUGAGCGCCCUGGCUGGUUGACUUAUGACGACGCCUGGGUUGACGAAGUUCGCCGUGGUCUGAUGGCCUGCAAGGUCUUCCUUUUCCUGCCUGUCUUCUUCCUCGCCUACAACCAGAUGACCAACAACCUGACCUCGCAGGCUGGUUCCAUGAUUCUCGGUGGUGCCCCCAACGACGUUAUCCAGAACCUGAACCCUCUGUCUAUCAUCAUUAUGAUUCCUAUCCUGGACCACUUGAUCUACCCGGGUUUCCGCAAGAUGGGCUUCAACUUCACCCCCAUCAAGCGUAUGACCACUGGUUUCUUCUUUGCCGCCGCCUCCAUGGUUGCUGCUGCUGUCAUGCAGCACUACAUCUACAAGAUGUCUCCCUGCAACGAAUACGCCACCCUCUGCGAAGAACCUGCCCCGAUCAACGUUUGGGCUCAGUGUCUCCCCUACGUCCUCAUUGGUCUUGCCGAGAUCUUCACCAAUGUCACCUCGUACGAGUACGCCUUCUCCAAGGCCCCUGAGAACAUGAAGUCCCUCGUCAUGUCCGUCAACCUGUUCAUGAGUGCUGUCUCUGCCGCUAUCGGCCAGGCGUUCACCCCUCUCUCUGAGGACCCUCUCCUGGUUUGGAACUACGGUUCCGUUGCCAUCAUUGCCUUGGUUGGUGGUAUUGCUUUCUGGUUCUGCUUCAACCACCUGGACGCUGAGGAGGAUGAGCUCAACUUGCUCAAGAAGACCAAGUUCCUUGGCUCCAACCAGCCCACUGCUGCUUCUGCUCAGGGAGACGCCAACGCCACUCAGGUUGCUGAGAAGGUCUAA
Colletotrichum graminicola M1.001 is the source of this 1845-nucleotide messenger RNA. Its product is annotated as POT family protein. Gene Ontology annotation, molecular function: dipeptide transmembrane transporter activity. The transcript is spliced from 2 exons. Gene Ontology annotation, cellular component: membrane. Gene Ontology annotation, biological process: transmembrane transport. NCBI's taxonomy places the organism in Eukaryota, Fungi, Ascomycota, Sordariomycetes, Glomerellales, Glomerellaceae. The record is from RefSeq and is a predicted model, not a curated record. The coding region runs from base 1 to 1845 and encodes 614 amino acids.